GAUCCUCUGUGGCGCUUCAUGAGUGGCGAGUGCGAUUGUCUGGAGGGAGCGAGUGUCAGGGGGAGGUGGAGAUUUAUUUAAGUCAGGACUGGAGGAGAGUUCUCCUGGACUCGUGGAGUCUGUCUGAGGCGUCUGUGCUCUGCAGACAGCUGGGCUGUGGCUCCGUGCUGAACUACUGCUCCUCUCCAUCCACCACUGAACACAAACACAUGUGUGUAACAGGUUUCAGCUGCUCUGGGUGUGAAGAACAUCUGAGGAACUGCAGCAGUGCACAAGCUGAACCUGUCAACUGCAGCUCCGGGGAACAGCUCUACAUCACCUGUUCAGGUAAACGCCCACAAAUGAGCAGCUCCACCAGGCUGGUUGGUUCUGGGGGCGAUUGUGCAGGAAGGCUGGAGGUUUUCCACAGUGGCUCGUGGGGGACUGUGUGUGAUGACUCGUGGGGUAUUGAGGAUGUUCAGGUGGUGUGCAGACAGCUGCAGUGUGGAGAGGCCCUCAGUAACCACAUACCAGACUGGUUUGGUCCUGGAACUGGGUCUAUAUGGCUGAAUGAGGUGGAGUGUGAGGGGAACGAGACGUCCCUGUGGAACUGCAGAUAUCGGCUGUGUGAAGAGGGUGAAUGUGGACACCAUGAGGACGUGGGAGUCGUCUGCUCAGAGUUUAAAGAGAUCCGACUCACGAAGGGCUGUGAGGGGAAUCUGGAAGUGUUCUACAAUGGAACCUGGGGUAAUUUGUGUCACAAUCAGAUGGCUGAUGAGCUAGAAACAGCAAACAUGGUGUGUGGAGAGCUGAACUGUGGAAAACAUGGCAGUCUGUCAAACACUGAAGCACGAGUAAAAUCUGCUCCUAACUGGCUGGAUCAUGUGAAAUGUAGGAAAGACGACUCUAAUCUGUUGCAGUGCAAUGUAAUCCAUCUUAAAUAUAUACAUACACAUAUUUAACUGUGUGGACAAAACAGGAAGCUUUCAAAUGAAGUGUAAGUCGUCCUUCUCUCACCAGAGUUUAAAGAGUUCCGACUCACGAAAUGCCGUGAGGGGAAUCUGGAAGUGUUCUACAAUGGAACCUGGGGUAAUGUUUGUUUUAAUCAGAUGGAUGAUGAGCUAGAAACAGCAAACAUGGUGUGUGGAGAGCUAAACUGUGGAAAACUCGAACACUUGGUCUCAAACAGAGCGAGAGUCGAAUCUGCUCCUAACUGGCUGGAUCAUGUGAAAUGUAAGAAACACGACUUCACUCUGUUGCAGUGUCCAUCUUCACCUUGGGGACAGAACAGAUGUGAUAAUCAUAAUGAAGUGGUUCAUAUUACCUGCACAGAUGAUGGAACGUCUCUACGUUCUCAAGGGACAUGCUCGUCAUUUCCUCUUCAGAAACAUUGC
Molecule: messenger RNA, 1373 nt
Organism: Tachysurus fulvidraco (yellow catfish)
Lineage: Eukaryota; Metazoa; Chordata; Actinopteri; Siluriformes; Bagridae
Product: antigen WC1.1-like
Exons: 4
Cellular component (GO): membrane
Source: RefSeq, a predicted model, not a curated record